CACCAGGAUGACGGAGACAGCAAGCAAAAUAUAAGUUAGAAGAAGCACGGAGAAUUCGCAGAGUUUGAAGGAAACCUCUGGAUAGAUUGUAUUGCAUGCACUGUGGUGUGCUCAGAUGAGUUCAGUCACUCUUUCUUGGAGCUGAACCUAAACAUCAUUACAGAAAGAGGCUCUCUACUAAAUAGACAGAAUAUCUCCUCUAAACCUUGUUACAGAAAGAGGCUCUCUACUAAAUAGACAGAAUAUCUCCACUAAACCUUGUUAUAGAAAGAGGAUCUCCACCAAACCUUGUUACAGAAAGAAUAUCUCCACUAAACCUUGUUACAGAAAGAAUAUCUCCACUAAACCUUGUUAUAGAACGAGGAUCUCCACCAAAGCUUGUUACAGAAAGAGGAUCUCCACCAAACCUUGUUACAGAAAGAGGAACUCCACUAAACAUUGUUACAGAUAGAUGAUAUUCAUUGUACACAAGGAGAGGAUCUCACCUCAACAUUAAAAACCGGCAGAGGACCUUUACUAAACACUGUACUCCAGGAGAGGAUCUCACCUCAACAUUAAAAAUCGGGAGAGGAUCUCCAUUAAACACGGUACACCAAAUCGCCAUUAAACAUUGCACAACAACCAAACUGGAUACAGUUCCACCUUUAGGAAUGCAGAGUAGAUUCCACGGGUUCUAUGUUCCACUCCUCCCUGAGCUGGAUCUGAACUUGGUUCUCUCAGCAAUUAUUCAUGCCACACAGCCAUUUGCCCAGUGAAUCAAGUGUUUGUAUCAUGGGAUGGAUGUCAGCUGCAACCUUACUUAUUGCUUAAUGGCAACAAGAAUGCAAGAAGCAGAGCAAAGCGAUCUGCUGGGGAUAUUGCCACUUUUCCUAGAGGAGAGACAACUCAACAGGACCAAUGAGUCCUUACAGGACUUAUUCAGGGGUUUUAACUUUGAGAAAUCCGAUAUCAUUGGAGAUAGCACUGCCAUAGUGAGGAUCAUUAUAUCCAUCGUUUACUCUGUAGUGUGUGCCCUAGGACUGGUGGGCAAUGUGCUGGUGCUGUACCUCAUGAAGACUAAGCAAGGAUGGAAGAAAUCUUCCAUCAACCUCUUUGUCACCAGUUUGGCUGUGACGGACUUCCAGUUUGUAUUGACUUUGCCCUUCUGGGCAGUGGAGAACGCAUUGGACUUCAGCUGGCUUUUUGGCAAAGCUAUGUGCAAAAUCGUAUCUUAUGUAACAGCCAUGAAUAUGUAUGCUAGCGUGUUUUUUCUCACUGCCAUGAGUGUAGCCAGAUAUUAUUCUGUGGCAUCAGCUCUUAAAUCGAAAAGAAGACCCAUUGGGUGCUCUGCCAAGUGGGUCAGUAUUCUGAUUUGGGUUUCUGCUAUUUUAGCGUCCCUACCAAACGCUAUUUUCUCCACAACUUCAACUGUGUCCAGUGAAGUGCUUUGCCUGGUUAAAUUUCCAGUUAAUAAUGGUAAUGCUCAGUUCUGGCUGGGACUGUACCAUGCCCAGAAAGUUCUACUGGGGUUCUUGAUCCCUUUGGUAAUAAUUACUAUAUGUUACCUCCUCUUAGUAAGAUUUAUCACAGACAGGAAUGUAAGCAGCUCCAGCACCAAGAGAAGAUCUAAAGUUACCAAAUCUGUAACCAUUGUGGUACUUUCAUUUUUCCUGUGCUGGCUUCCUAACCAAGCCUUAACCACCUGGGGUAUUUUGAUCAAAAUGAAUGUAGUGCAAUUUAGUUAUGAAUAUUUCACCACCCAGGCUUAUAUAUUCCCCAUCACUGUGUGUCUGGCUCACUCCAACAGCUGUCUAAAUCCCAUCCUGUACUGCCUGAUGAGGAGGGAAUUUCGUAAAGCUCUCAAGAACCUCUUCUGGAGAAUGACAUCUCCAUCGCUUACUAACAUGCGCCCUUUCACAGCCACCACCAAGCCGGAGCAGGACGAGCAGGCACAUGGCAUGGUGCCCUUGAAUCCUGCUGAGCCAGAUGUGAUUUGUUACCCACCAGGGGCUGUGAUCUAUAAUGGCCGGUAUGACCUACUGCCUAACAGUUCUGCAGAUCAGCGUUAUUAGACAUCUGGCCAACAAUCUGGACGUUCUAAUGGAACAUCUGCACAUUUGAGGAGCUCUACCAGGUGUUUUGCGCUGGACUACAGCCGAUCAUUCUCCUGAAUGUCUGGUGCUUCUAUCAGGUAUUUUGCACACAAUACCUGGAACUUUCGGAAACCCAAACACAUUACCACUUAAUACGGGUAGUCUAGGUGGAAAUAAGGGGUGUGAUCCACCUUCCUAAUGAGCAUCUAUAAAUUGGGUAUGUACCAUUGAUGAAGUGGGAUAGGAGAGUGGGUUUUUAAUGCCUAGAGUUGUAAUCCUACCAUAGUCAUUAUCAAAGAGAAGUUUAUGAAGAAACGUUAGGUGCAUAGAUGAAUAGCCUAUCAAAAAUGUUUUUAUUAUGUAAAGAGUGGAAAAAUUAUAUAUAUAUAAAAAAAAGCUUUGUUUAUAUGCUUGAAUGAAAUUCAUACACUUUUUAUGUUUCAGAAAUCUAUUUUUUUCUAUGGAAAUCAUCUGUUUAAAAAAAAGGCAUUUUAAUGUAACUAUAAUGACAAUUACCAAUAAAGGGUAUUUUGUAUAAAACCAGAGUUAUAAUUACACAACCAGAAACCAUCACUUGGAGCAACAUUCUAACAGUGAUGCAAUAUCCAUGGAACAUUACAUUUAUCCUUCUUAUUGCACCACUUAACUCAAAUAACUGUUUCUGAAAGUGCUAUUUUGCAAUUUUCUAACAGUUUUAUUUUUGUUUUGGUAAAUUCUUUAUCUUUCAUUAGGAAGAAUAAUUAGUAAUCGGUAAUAUUUGCAUACACAAAUGGAAAUACAUACCUACUGUACACAAUUAUUUUAAGGUAUGUAUGAAGAUAGUAUAGCUUUUUAUAUAUAGUCCAGGCUUUGCAUAACUUAAUGAGACAUGCACAAACACAUGAACCAUUUCUAAAAGCCAUCUGUUCAGAGGCACAUUUUGAAGUUUUAUGAUUGUACAGCCAUAUUAUGACCCAUUUAACCAUUACAGCACAUUGCUCAUGCCUUUGGCAAUGAAAUGCCAUUUAUAAUUUAGAGAUGAAAAACAAAUUCUGUGUUUUUUUUUUUCAUUUUCCUGUCAUAUUUUAAU
This is a messenger RNA of Pelobates cultripes (western spadefoot toad), 3141 nucleotides long. The record is from the annotation of a GenBank genome assembly. NCBI's taxonomy places the organism in Eukaryota, Metazoa, Chordata, Amphibia, Anura, Pelobatidae.